UAAUAAGUAUAGCAACACGAGAUCACUUUUUUUAGUGCCGUGCGAUUCUCAGAAAUUUGGCAUCUCCCUGAUUAAUGAAGGAUUUAUAUCUGAACGGAUUACAUUGUUAGCAUCGCAAAUACAGAGAAAGUGCUUGAAAUUACAAAAUCCUGAAGAAACCACCUCGAGUGUAGUGAUCCCUUUACUGCAAUAUAAUUAUUGACAUUUAGAAUUCAAUCCAAUAAAAAUAAAGAUCAUUCCUCGUAUUUUUCAAAAUUCUCUUCCUGCAAUCUCAUUCCCUCUUGUUCCAAUUUUGAAAUUACCUCGUUUUCAUUUACGGUUGGUGGUAGACAUGGCGUAUGCAGUCGUAAUAUUCAAAGGAGACAACGAAGUUUCCGAGGUACCAUCUAAUUGGCUUGAAACAAAUGUCGAAGAAUCGUUAUGUUGGUGGCCGACACAUUGCAAAAACGCCAGUACGCUAAUAGCAAAAAGAUCUGAACCAAAUAAAAAGUCGUGGGAUAAGUUGCCUGUAACCAUCGAAAAAUAUUGCACGUCUUAUGAAAAGGCUCGAAAGGUCGCGGAGGAUGCAAAUUAUGCAACUACUGAUGAUGUUCAACUCGGGAAAGGACGCAGACAAUUGAUGCCCAUACGAAAUUCGAGCUCCUCAUCCGAAGACCCCGAAAAUGAAAAUCAAUCUAAAACUUUCAAGCGGAUAAAGCCACGAAACCCGCGUCAAAACAUAUUAUCAGACCUGCCACCGACUCCAAACAGCUCUGUUGAGACAUCAGAAUCUGUAAGAUUUGAAUACUCGCACGAUGUCGUAAAGGCAACAAAAUCAAAACAGGUCACAAAGUCGCACGACAUCACAAGGGUAGUGCGACCCAAAGAGACAGAAGCAUGUGAAACGGAUAACACUGUUUAAACUGUGAGAACAACGGUACUUCAGUUU
Messenger RNA from Temnothorax curvispinosus, 928 nucleotides. RefSeq lists its product as uncharacterized. The record is from RefSeq and is a predicted model, not a curated record. The transcript has 3 exons. Lineage: Eukaryota; Metazoa; Arthropoda; Insecta; Hymenoptera; Formicidae. The coding region runs from base 332 to 901 and encodes 189 amino acids.